AUGGAAAGUGACAGUUUAGUGAAAAUAUGCUCUUCAGCGUUCAGUGUAGAAGACAUCGAGAAGGCUAAAUCUUUACUUUUUCACUCUAUUUCGACAGAACUGCGCAAUAUCAAACGCAAGACAAAGAGCAAGGAGGGGAAAAGUAGCAAGGAUUUGUUUGACAUCAUCAAUGUUUUUAAAGUAACGGACAGUGAGAAGUUACCCGUGUUCGUGGCCUGUGACCUAAAUAAGCUUCCUCCGAUAACCUGGGAUCACCUGGAUGUGUCAAGAUUUCUUAAGGACAUCACGGUGCUUAAACAGGAUUUGGAAAUCAUAAAGGAUACGUAUGCUUCCAAAUUACUCGUACAACAGAUGAAACAAGAAUUAAUGUGCAACAGAUACGACACAGUGGUAAACGAUAGUCAUCAAGAAGUGGAUUUUAAUUUUUCGCAAAAAGCCAACAUUAAUAACCGCCGAGGGGCGCAUAACGUGCAUUUAAAUUUGAAUAGUGGACCAAUAGGCCUUCCACCGCACUUGUCAUUUCGGUCUGGUACGGAAAACGAUGAGGCGAGUCACCGUGCGGGCGAUACCGGUUGCGUCGAGUUGCCGUCUCGCUCGCGCGUACGUACAAGCUCCGUAGCAUCUGCUUCAUCGGCCGAAGUGCUCCGCGAUCAGCGCGAAGCCAAUACUGCGCUUUCUGUAUCGGCAGCGCUUGCGCAGCCGAAUGACGUUUCGGAUCAUGCUACUGUCGCGAGUCACUUAGGUCGAGAAUCAUCAUCUGGAAGCGGGGAGCUGAGUGGGCAUUCAUCGUUAAAGAAUGUUUCUAAGGCGCAGGAUAAAUCUUUUGUAGACGUACUUUUGGCACCGGGGGAGUGGAAGCGAGAAGAAACGAACUCUGAGUGGGUUACUGUGCAGAAAAAGCGCUACAAGAACCGGUUUAUUGGCGAUAAAGGAACGGCUACAACAAACACCAAUUGCAAUUUUAGAGCAGCCGAGCCCAGGAUUCCGUUGUUUAUAAACAAUGUUGACAGGAGUACGUUGCCGGGGGACAUUGUUGAUUACAUUCGGGAAAAAACAAAUAUUAAAGUCACACUUGUAAAAGUAUCUAUGAAGCAAGAUAAGGACUAUGAUGCUUACAAGAUGUUUGUGCCUAGGCAAAGUCUGGACAUUUUUAUGAAUGAAGCGCUAUGGCCUAAGAAUAUUUCAUUCAGGCGUUUCAUUCAUUUUAAAAAUAGGCAGAUAGACUCAGCUGUUUAG
This is a messenger RNA of Cydia pomonella (codling moth), 1236 nucleotides long. RefSeq lists its product as uncharacterized. The coding region runs from base 1 to 1236 and encodes 411 amino acids. The transcript has a single exon. Lineage: Eukaryota; Metazoa; Arthropoda; Insecta; Lepidoptera; Tortricidae. The record is from RefSeq and is a predicted model, not a curated record.